Molecule: messenger RNA, 410 nt
Organism: Centruroides sculpturatus (bark scorpion)
Lineage: Eukaryota; Metazoa; Arthropoda; Arachnida; Scorpiones; Buthidae
Exons: 4
Coding region: 24-410 (128 amino acids)
Source: RefSeq, a predicted model, not a curated record
GGAAAAUAUUUUUAAAGGUAUAAAUGUAUUGCUUCGGUUUGAUUUUUCUUUCUUUACUUUAUUUAUCCCGUGUAAAAUGUUAUACUGAAAAUUUACCCGUUUCCUGCACCGGCACCGUCAUGGAUCGAUUCUGUGCUUUAGACAAUCCAAGUGCUGAAGCAGACUGCGAAUUGGAGUUAGGACUUCAAAAAGAUUUUAAAAUAUUUGAUUAUUGUUUCAACGCAAUGAUCGAAAAUGGAAAAUCCCUGUCUACUGCUCAGAAAAUAGAAAAACUCUGCAAACUGAAAUUUAUUGAAUAUAAUGGCAUCAAUUUGUGUUACACGUACGCAUUGAACUUGGAUUUGAAACGGGGUGGUAGAAUAUUGAAAGGCGCUGAUGUAAGUGUUUUAACUUGUAAAAUAGUUAAUUAA